Messenger RNA from Aureobasidium namibiae CBS 147.97, 921 nucleotides. RefSeq lists its product as uncharacterized. Gene Ontology annotation, molecular function: nucleic acid binding. The coding region runs from base 1 to 921 and encodes 306 amino acids. Lineage: Eukaryota; Fungi; Ascomycota; Dothideomycetes; Dothideales; Saccotheciaceae. Gene Ontology annotation, cellular component: CURI complex; UTP-C complex. The transcript is spliced from 2 exons. The record is from RefSeq and is a predicted model, not a curated record. Gene Ontology annotation, biological process: rRNA processing; ribosomal small subunit assembly.
AUGGCGCCCGUACAAACACCGAGCAGCCGCGUGCCGGCGAGCGUCAACGACUACACCGUGCUACCUCUGUCCAUCCCGCCCACCUCCUCUUUCCCCGUUGCGACAAAACAUUACCUCUACCUACGACCCAACGCCCCAAAGAUCCCCACCGAGAACACACCGCGCGAGCUCUUCGUCGUCAAUCUCCCCAUCGAUACCACGGAAGCGCACCUACGCGCUCUUUUCGCCAGCCACGGCGGCGGCGCAAGAGUGGAAAGAGUAGAGUUUGAAGGCGCGAGGACGGGCAAAAAAGUCACAGCGCCGGUGACGAGCAAGAGUGGGAAGAAGAGAAAGAGAGGUGGAGAUGGAGGAGAGGCUAAAGCGGUCGAGUUGCCAGAGAUGUGGGAUAGGAGCGUGGGCAGGAGUGGAAAUACAUGUGUGGUUGUGUUUGUGGAUGCUGCGGCUGCGGAACUGGGACUCAAAGAGGUGAAGAAGGCGGUCAAGGCUGCUAAGGAGAUUGUUUGGGGCAACGAGGUUGGGGACAAGGUGCCUGCAUUGGGUGCUGCGAGAUACCUAAACCACCACGCCCUCCGCUUUCCUCGUACAAGUGUGCUCCAAGCAUCAGUAGACGCCUACAUGACAGCCUUUGCCGACCAAGAAGCGUCGCGCGCGCGGGCACUCGCACGCCAACGCGCAGAACCCGACGAAGAUGGUUUCGUCACCGUCACACGCGGAGGACGCAUGGGACCCGCUCGUCAAGAAGAAGCGCAAGAAAAAGCAGAAUUGCAAAAGGAGAAGCAGAAGGGCAAGGAAGACUUUUACAGGUUCCAGAUGCGCGAGAAGCGCAAGGAGAAGGCCAAUGAGUUGCUCAAGGGCUUUGAGGAGGAUAGGAAGAAGGUGGAGGCUAUGAAGAUGAAGAGGAACAAGUUUAGGCCGAAUUGA